GGGCGCUGCGACGCUGCAUGAGAGGGCGGAUGUCAGUCCACGUUCGAGCGUACGCCGGCAUAGGCGCGGAUCAGUUGAUCGGGCCGCAUUUUUCUUCGCCACCCCUCGCGUGUUUUUGUGACAGAAACUUGAUCAAUCGCGACGCCCAAGACGCGCGAUUGAAGGUGACCGAAAGAGAGAAAGUGCGUGCGUAUGCGUGAAACGACACGUAGAGCCGACCCGGCAGUGGGAUGACCAUUGGUGCGAUGCAUGUAGCGUGUCGUUAAAGACUCGGAUGUAUCGCUCGAAAGGGCUUUCCAUCCGAUCGAUAUUUAUUGUUGAUUUGAAAUUCAUACUGCGACGAUCUUUUGAUGCACGUACAUAUAUCGAAAGGAAGCCGGUUUUGUAUACAAUUCUAUAUUUAGUUUGUAUUAAUAAUUUUAAACGUGACGAAUUCUGUGUGAAGAGGUUGAUUAGUGAAAUUAUCACCAAUAUAUAAUACAAAAGUAUGUUAAUUUUUCAAAUGUGCAUCGCUACUUUUCGUAUUGACGAUCUCUUGGUAUCUGUCAUCGUACGUUCAAUAAUAUAGUCAAUGUCAGAGUCUAAUAAAUAUCAAACCAAGAUAAACACACAACACACAACACAUAUAUUAUUUAAAGAAUUUUUAAAUGAGUUCGUAAUAGUGAUUAAUUCGCUACGAUAGAGAACAAUCAGCGAGUUUAUGAUAUAUCACGUGACAUGUUUUUAUCGUAAAACCAUCGUAAAAGUAAUCGCGAGGAACAUUAUUUGCGCAUAUACUCACGCCACAGUGUAAAAUAUGAUAAAGUCGAAGAAAGGAAUCGCGACGAUUAAACAGACUGAAGCAACGGUGAAGUAGUGACUGCUAAAGUGUAUGUACCUCAGCCAAAAAUGGUCAAGGGUACCGCCAAGAACUGCAGCGGCGGAUGUCCUCUGCAUUGGACUGUUAAUCCUGCCGGGCAACACAGACAUCUUCUUCAGGCGGCCGCCUUCUACUUGGCUGUAGUGGCGGUCUUAUGGUGCAUUCCCGCAUGCAUCUAUCAUCGAAUCUCUGAGACCGGUCAGGCGGUGGUAUUGACUCUGGUGGACACCGCAACGGAUGGAUUGCAGAAUUUGGCCGAGCCAAAGUUCGAACACGAAUUUCCCUCGCGAUCCUCCAUCAAGAAUUCGUCGUUAUUGAGCAGCAAUCAGGACAGACAAUCCGAACAUUUGAAAGAGGCCGUGCCAACGACGCAGAUUCCACCGCCGCCGAUUAUUGACGAAACGACGGAACGACCGAAUGAUACCGAUAUCCUCGGGAAUGAAGAGGACGUGGUUCUGCUGAAGAAAAUCACUGCUGAGGAACCGCCAGAAGUUGUAGUGAUCGUCAGAGCGGAGCAAAAGAUUAAUUCGGACGAAUUAGAGCUAAGAGUCGAGGAGGAAGAGGAGGAGGCUGGUCAGGCUCAGGUGCCCGAGGAAUUGUCGUCGAAGGUCGAUGACACGUUCACCACGGCGCCUGAGUUAAACGACACGGCGGCCAGAGCACGAUUGGUCGGCGAUAGCAGAGAUGAGACUGCAGCAGUGAUCCUGAAUGGACUCGUUACUUCAGGUCCUACUGAACCGCAUGAGGACAUACCAUCUUUCAGCGAAUGGGCACAGAAGCGUUUGGAGGAGGCCGAAAAGAAAAAAACUCAUCCGAAUGCUUCCGUGCAGACUCCGGGUGGUCCAGGACGAGGUGUAAGUGGUAUGAAAAUUCGUAAUAAAAAUUACGCUUCUCCCGACUGCGGCGCAAAGAUCGUGGCGGCCAACCCCGAAGCGAAUAGUGCCAAGAACGUCUUGGUGUCUACGCGGGACGAAUAUAUGUUGAACGCCUGUACGUCACGCGUCUGGUUUGUCGUCGAGUUGUGCGAAGCGAUACAAGCAAAAAAGAUCGAGCUGGCGAACUUCGAACUCUUCAGCUCGUCGCCGAAAGACUUUUCUGUCUACGUGAGCGAUCGCUUUCCCACCAAGGACUGGAGUCUGGUCGGUCAGUUCACUGCCAAGGAUGUGAAAGACAUUCAGAGCUUUACUCUACAUCCUCACUUCUUUGGCAAGUUCAUCAAGGUCGAACUCCAAUCGCACUAUGGUUCGGAACACUUUUGUCCGGUCUCAUUGUUUCGCGCUUACGGCACCAGUGAGUUUGAAGUGCUGGAAACCGAGACGGAAAAUGAAACUUUAGAAGAAAAACACACGGACGAAGAUGACGACGAGGAUAGUGACGAAGAGGAAUCGUUGGAUAGCGAGGGCGGUGAUUCACCGAGCAAUCUUUUCGGUAGCGCGCGCGACGCCGUGCUAAAUGUAGUGAAGAAAGCUGCGGAGAUAUUGGUCAAGUCCAGCGGUCUCACCGGAAACAACAUCACGCAGAUCCAGCAAAGCAUCGAUCAUGGUAACAUCUUGGACAAUUCGUAUACGAGUUGCACAACACCAAGAUAUACGAUCCUCUGCGGCAACUGCACCGAUCAGAAGUUCGCAAGUGUUUUUCAGCUGGUUAGCUGCAAGAAUCGACAAUUGGAUGGUUUGCUUAGGAUCGAUCUGGUGAACAGAACUUUGAGACAAGGAAAACUGUGCGGUCUUCAUGGCGUGGAGAUAGAAUCGUUUUGGUGGAGAAGAGAGGAAGCUGAAACGAAGCACGACGAUACGACGCACUUUAAUUUGGCGGAGAACUUCCAGACGACUUUUCUAACAUCUUUCUUCAAACCCGAGUAUAUCAUAGCGUUGUGCAACGUUUUGGCAACGAAAGAACGCAAGGUGGUAAUGAAUACGAGCUACGAAAUUUCCGUAAAUAAGUCUAAGGACGCUGCCAGUGACAUUCUAUCUACUAAAAAUACCGAUCAUAGCGCCGAGAUCACUUUUAAUGGUCAAACAUCUUCUACUGUGGACCCAUGUACUCUGGACUCGAGUCUCUCCGCUUGCAAGUCUGCCGCGUCCUCCAAGGAGGUUCGACAGCAUUCAUUGAUUCAAGAUGUCAAUAAAGAAAGCGAAAACAUUAGCAUCGCGACUAUAGAGACUUCCUCCAGUUUUCCGGAGAGUUUGGCGUCGCAGAUCAAGCCUACGAAGACUCUUAGUAAAGAGGACUUGAAGAAGGAGUCUUCCGUACCAAUUUUGGAACCCAGUAAGGAAUUCACGGAUGAGACGUUGCAGCCGCAAGUGCUGACGACUGCUCCACCGCCAUCCAGUCCGACACCGACGUUGAAGAUGGUCGAGGAGUUGCCGGUUUCAGGAACUCCUGUUGAAACGACAUUGUCUCUAAGCAGCGUCCCGCCGAUAAACAUCGACAGUCAAGAAACUAGUCAAGAGACUGUCGUGCCUGACACGGAAAGUGCUGAGACUGUUGCGCAAGUGAAAAUGAACAAGUCGGAAAACGGUGAGCAAGACGGAAGACAGAUGAAAGAUCUGGGCGAGCAAGAAGCUCGAUUAUCGUCUCAAGAUCAUCUCUCGUUGGAUUCAUUGUUGUCCGAUUUAAAAGAUUUGGAGGUCGACACGGCUAACAUGCAGAAUGGAGCGUCCAGCUCUUCGCCGACGACUCAGCCCACAGCAAAUAUUGUUCCUCAGAAAGAGUCUGUUUUUCUUCGAUUGUCGAACAGGAUCAAGAUUUUAGAAAGAAAUAUGUCACUCAGCGGGCAAUACUUGGAAGAAUUAAGCCGUCGCUACAAAAAGCAAGUCGAAGAAAUGCAGCGCUCAUUGGAGCGUGCGGUAGCUGCUAUGGGCGAGGAGUCUCGAAAGAGUGAGGAACGCGAUGUGAAAAGAGCGGAAGAGAUUGCCGUUUUAAGGGAAGAAAUUAUGAUACUUUCUAAAUCGGUCGAAACACUUCUUUACGAUCGAGAUAGCUGGCGCAGCCGAAUAUCUGCGAUUAUCCAGCACACCUUGUUGAUUUGUUUGGAAAUCAUCAUCAUUACCUUGAUUCUCUCUUACUGUCGCCGCAGGGAAGAUUUUGAGGAGGAAAAACUCGAAUCGGACGCGAGGAAGGACACCAUACGUCGAAAGAGCGCAGAGAACUUCAGCUCUCAUGCCGCGGCGAAGAAAACGAAGAGGCGACGACCUAGCGAGAUCGCUUCUCACAUUAGCGGCACAUAUCACGAGCUGAUGAUCGACGAUCGACCCUAUGAGACGAAGAAGGAGCGAAAGAAGAAACGCAAGAAAGAAGCAAUUGCCGCCGGCAUUAAAGCAGCAGUCAAUACGGAUGCGAGACAAGAGGUGGUUCGUUACAAAAGUGUAUUGAACGUGAUCCCCGGUGGUACAACAUUGCCAUCGAGAAGAUCGUCGUCCAUAGACUCUCCAAACUCCAAAGAGUUGCAGGAUUCGGUCGGCAAGAGGCCGGAAUCCGCGCCCGAUACCGUCGUCGGUUGGUUCGACGAUCAGGUAGAAAGAAUAGAACGAAUAACACAGCCUGCCCCGGAAGAUAGAGCCAAGGCGGAAUCCAGAGCAAGUUCUGAAUUCGGUCGCCAAGUUAACGAGCUUGGUAAGCCUAAUACAUCGUUAGUGAUCGUGAACAGGCCCGUCGAAAGAUCAGGCCCGUGUUUGAACGCCACGGUCGAACGAAAGAUCGAGUCGUCGAGGAACGGCUCGUUCAGGGCCGGUAGUAUCCUCAAGGGCGCGAGACUGAGCUCGCCGUCCUUCAUGAAAACUGCCUUGGGUACGAGAAGCAAGAGGAAGUUCUCCACGAAUUCCACGAAUUCCGAAAAGGGGGAGUGGAGUCAAGAUUCGGAGCAGUCGAACGACAGGUCCUCUCAGUCUAGCCCGACGGAUUUCAAGAUGCUGUCGCAAAUUAUCGGUGAUCGUGCCAAUGGUAGCACCGCGAACGGCUUGAUCGAAGAGAGCGACGAGUCGAGAAGCAGCAGCGCUACGCCUACGUCGAUCAAGAAAGAGAAGAGAGGCACCGGCUUAAAGAAAAUGGUGAGAAAGUUUUUCUGAUUGAAAUAGACCCGCCGUAAAUACAAGCCGAAUUGGAGCAGCAUCGAUUUUUGCAUUGAAUCGAUUGACAUAUAAAUGUUGCAUAUUCGUGAGAGCGUUUUUGGUUCGACCUUGCUUGAUUACUUUUGUCCUAGUUUCCUCAUUUCAAUUCGAUUAAUUCAAUUACUAUAAAAAUACAGGCUUUUUACUUGUUAUCGCACGAUGAAUUGAAGUUGUUGAUUUGAGCAGGAAAGAUGAAAAAUGUGUGAGACUGGAUAGAGCCGAAAAGUCUCGCGAAUUUAACCAAAUGUAGGAAUAUGUGUAUUUGGUAGAGAAUGAAAAGUGGCCGAAUGGAGUUAAACUUAUCAUAGUUACGAUAUACAUAUACUUUUGUCUGAACACGAUCUUUAUUUCGCAGUUACUAGUCUUUCUAAUGAAUUAAAGUAAACGGUGUGUGUUAAUUAUUUCAAACUUAAAGUUUAGUCCUUUCUUAUUAAAGACUGCAUAUAGCUUGGAGAAUAUAUUAUACUUAUAGAGGAAGAUUUGAGAUAACUUACACAACAUUUUGAAAUAAUGGAUAAAAAUCGAUAAAAAUCUUUUAUGUGAUUGCCUAAAUUUGAGAAACUUUCUUCCACCUUACGAUGCUUAGCUUUGUGGGCCGUUAUCAGAGAACUGCGCUUUACAUGCUAGUGAUAAUAGUAUCAUACGUAAUCAGUUUGACGUGUUAAUGGCGAAUGCAACAAAAUACGUAAAAAAUUCUUAUAAAGUAUUUCGCCAAGGAGAGAUUAAAUGUGAUCCCACCGUUGCGGAAAAUAAGACAACAUAAAUAAAAUGACUUACGAAGAUAGAUUAGCUUACGUAGGAUGUACAUAUAAUUAUGAAUGAUCUUAAUCGAUGCAACGGCAGAGAACUACAACGGUCUAGAGAACAUUUCUAUGUUUUUGUUUUAAAUCAGAUUAUUUAAUUUCUACCUAUAAAUCAUCGCCAAAGAGAAAAAUUAAGAA
Messenger RNA from Wasmannia auropunctata (little fire ant), 5909 nucleotides. RefSeq names its product SUN domain-containing ossification factor. Bases 889 to 4926 code for a protein of 1345 amino acids. The record is from RefSeq and is a predicted model, not a curated record. Gene Ontology annotation, cellular component: membrane; cytoplasm. Gene Ontology annotation, biological process: protein folding in endoplasmic reticulum. The transcript has 5 exons. Lineage: Eukaryota; Metazoa; Arthropoda; Insecta; Hymenoptera; Formicidae.